[Torrubiella] hemipterigena is the source of this 3681-nucleotide messenger RNA. The record is from the annotation of a GenBank genome assembly. Lineage: Eukaryota; Fungi; Ascomycota; Sordariomycetes; Hypocreales; Clavicipitaceae.
CACCACUCAUGCCCAUGCCAUUCUUCUUCCACCAAGCAGCAACUUUGUCCAACUCUCCAUUGCCAAGUGCACCACGAUACCGAACACGCUUACUUUACAAGCUAUUCUCACGUCUGCUUUUCACACUUGUUAAUUGCAGCAGUUAAGCAUCUACACGCGUACAGCAACAUCCGCAACAACAAUAACACACCAAACAAGCCCAUCUUUUACGACAUUACACCCCAUCUCCAGCCCAACGCGUAUCUUUGAGCUUCGAAACCUCGCGUCUUGCACGUUGCAAAGCAAUGGAGACCGAGGCGGCCCAAAGAUACCGCUCUCGCAUCUUGCGAGAGUUCAAAGCGAACCACGACAACCCCUUCAACUCACCACCAUCUUCUACAGGCUCGCACGGCACCGUCUCCCCCACAAUGACAUCUGUUUUCUCUGACAUCGAAGGAGACUCCACGCGCAGAUUAAACGAUGAUAUUAUCCGUCGACUGGCGCCUAGUAAGCUCGCCGUCAACUGGGAAGCUGCCCAUCGCAAGUGGCCCCAGUACUAUUCUAUGCCAAAGUCUCGCAAAGAGACGGUCGAAUCCGACGACGACACAUAUGAGCGACCCGUGAGCGCACAAUCAAAGGAAAACAGACCACCCGUUCACAGCCUCUUGGUCGACGAGGACUCUACUCAAGAGCUUUGGACCGGUUCCAACCGCAGAAGAUCCGAAAUGCAACCUCGCGCUGACAACGAGUCCGAGUUGUCCAUCCUCCUCAAGUCUCCAGGCUGCAAGCACCAUUCCAAGCUGGACUCUCUGAAGCAAGCCCAUCGUCGCUCCACCCCUCCUCAGAAGCAGUACGGCAACAGGCACAGGGAAUUGUCACCCGAAAGUAAGAGACAAGCAUCCAUCUCGGAUGCUUUGGCUCAGCUUCGCAAAGCAGCCUCCAGCCCCAAAGCUGCCCAAAACUUUGGUAUGGGUAGAUUAGAGGCCUCCCCUGACAUGUCUUCCGCCAAAUCUAGCAUGACCGCCGUUCACCACUCGCCCAAUCCCAUGGCCAGCCCUGACCACAACGCCUCUCAUGUCCCAUCUUUCUUCAUGCCUGAUGUAUCCCACCUAGGUGAUUUCGUCACAGGCACUCUCCGCUUCAGCGGUUCCCUCAAAAAUGGUGUACCUAUUCUUGUCAAGCACGGCAAAGUUCACGACAAGCGUGAAAACCCAUCUGCCGUUCGACACGAGGCCGUUGAUGGCAUUGAAGUCCCUGAGAAUGAAGAGAAGAUUUUUGUUUCCAUGGAUAUGAUCCGGGAUGAGGUCGUCUCGUUGCAAGAACACCACGAUAAGGUUCAAGAAUACGCCAUGGAUCUACAAGAACGCGUCGAGUCCCUUGAGGCUCAGCUUGCCCAAGGAGGUAACGGCCACAACAAAUACAACUCUCCCAAGUCUCAACUCGAUAAUGACAUGAUGGAUCUGCAUGCGCGUCUGGAAAAGGCAGCUCAGAGGUUGAGUGCUACCGAAAUUCAAAAGGAUACCAUCACCACUGAACGUGACCGCAUCUUUGCCAGGCUUGAGGAGGCGUGUAGAGACAUCACCAAGCUCACAAAGAAGCUCAGCCACAAAGAUAAGGAGCUCGAAACAUCCGAGCAGAUCCGUCACGACAAUGAGGCCUUACGAGAAGAGCUCGCAGCCCUGAAGAGCGGCUUUACUGGGCUUGAAGGUACCAACGCGUCGCUUCGCUUUAAAAGAGACGAGGCUAGAACGGAGUUGAAGAAUGCCCGCGGAGAAUUUGAGAAUGAGCGUGAAGUAACUAACAGCAUUCGCGUUGCUAACAAGGCGUUGACAGAUGAAAACGCAGAGCUUCGCCAGACUGUUGAGAACUUGCAGCAAGAAGUAGACGCCGUACGAGAAGAACUGGACGCUCUCCAGCAGAAUGAGGAUGACAUCAACCAGGAGCUUACUAACCUCCGUGAGGACAACCACAGCCUUGUUGGACACAACGACAAAUACUUCGCAGAGAACAAGAAGCUCAAGCAAGAAAACUUGGUCUUUGAGCAAAGUAUUCGUGGACUACAAGACGAGAAUGCCAAGCUCAAGGAACAGGUUGAAUUUCUUACUGCUCAACUGGACCAGCACCGUACUGGCCCGAAGAGCGACUUGUCUGCUCGUAUUGACGAUCUGCGCGUCCAGUUUGAUGCCUUCCGUGCCAAUCAAUACAAGGACACUAACGAGGCUACCGAGGACAACAGAACGGAGGAGAAUAUGACUUCGGCAUUUAUUGUUCCGGACAUCACCAUCAAGACAAACGAGUCUGCGCCUAUGGAGUUGACUGAAGACUUCAUCCCUACCGAAGAGAUGACUGGUCAGACGUUUACCAAGACGGAGACUCAGAACUUGAGACGCGAGGGAGGAGCCCAUAAGGUGGCGUUUGCUCUGCCCGCCAAACCGACACGACCAAUGAGCAGACGCUCUAGCUUAAAGGCUCCUAAGCCGUCUAUGGAACAAUAUGUGGCUGCUGAAGACAGCACGGAUCAGCUCUCCGUGGAUAGGAUGACAGAGAACCAAGCUGUUCAGCUGAGCAUUCCCAUCGAUAACUUUGUGCAACCUGCGCCAAAGAUCUUGAAGAAGGCCCGUUCUCAAGAUCACGCUGGCCAGGUUUCCAGCAAGGUGCAAAGCCGUCAACGUCUCUACAAGGAAGCUACUACCACUGUGGCCUCAGAGCUUUCCCACGGCUUCCCAGCAUUGUCGACCGACGCACAGCGCGUGCUAAACGACCUUUGUGAGCAUAGUUGCACCAAUUGUACAGUCUGCGCUCGAAUCGCAUCACGAAACACGGAAAGCACUGGAAAGACUCGCGUAGUGGUGAGCCGACCUGUGCCAGUGACUGACAGGCAGGUCGAAGGAGCCGAUGUCACGAUGCGACCGGUUCAAUCGCCAGGUCACGCUCUUGCUAUGGUGAUCAAGAGUCUGGAAGAUGAGUCCCGUCACUUGCAGCUCGAAAUCACACGCUUGCAGGCCCGCUACAAUGAUAGUGACAAGUCUCGCGGCCGCCGUGAGCGCUCUGCAUUGGCCAGCCGCAUUGGCAAGCUCUUGAAGCAAGUUGAGGCGAAGAACGACCAGAUCUACAGCCUGUUUGAUGUUUUGGAGGGUCAAAAGGCUGCUGAUCAGGCCAUGACGGAAGAGGAGUUGGAAAUGACAGUUAUGAACAUUACUGGUAUGAAUGUGCGCGAAGUAACCAACCACAGCGACCAGUACACAUGGGAAGGGUUUCAAGACAUCUAAGACGAUUUGCGGUAUCUUGACACAUGGAUUUGAAGCAUACAACGGAACGAGUUGAAAAGGCAUGUUUGCAUAAACACUAGCAUGAGGAACAAGUUUGAAGAACGUUGAACUUGGAGGGCGUUUGUUUGGCCAGUUGCCUUUUUGGCCUUUUGUAUUUUCUGACAGUACGCUGUCACGGGAGUUUGAUUUUGCCUUUGCGUUACGAACGAUGGACUAUAGUCCCGGCAUGGCAAGGAGUUUUUGGAAACAUGGUAUUGUUAUCGGAUUUGAUUGGCCUGGCACUUUAGCCCGCCUUUGUUUUUCAAUUGUACAUUUUAGGAGUAUUCUUAGUUGUUUUAUUAUGCUUGACGGACACACGCCACUCCCUUCUACCGAAGAAGUCGGAGCAUUGGGGCAAGUUCCUUUUUGAAUUGAAAUGGUGUAUUUGCUUAUU